This is a messenger RNA of Coregonus sp. 'balchen', 20374 nucleotides long. Lineage: Eukaryota; Metazoa; Chordata; Actinopteri; Salmoniformes; Salmonidae. The record is from the annotation of a GenBank genome assembly.
GAGAGAUGGAGAGAGAAAGAUGAAGAGAGGGAGAGACGCAGAGAGAGUGACGGUGAGAGAAAGAAAGAGGAAGGGAAGAGGCCACCCGGCCAGGUCAGUGGAGACACAAGAGCCCCUCUGAUAUGGUGUAAGGGGAUUACAGAUAUUGCCGGCUUCUUGUCAGAGAAAUUAGUGUCAGUUCUCACAGCGAGCAAAGUCCCUCCCCUCGUCCAUGGGGAGAAGGACAAACGGAUAAAGAGAGAGGACUUUGUGUUGUCAGAGCUUCUCCAGAGGUGCAGUCAUCUCAGGAGUUGUGGUGGAUGUCUCUGGAAACGCAAAGGCAUGAAGAAAUAAUGUUUUGCACAUUAACUGUAACGUACAGAGAAAUGCCUAGCCCAUGGCGUUCCGCUAUGUCUCACCAGAUUCUUCUCCCUUGAUUGAAAUGGCAAACGGCCAUCGAUCCUGGCUGUCGAGCUGUCAGGCUGGUGAUAAUGUCAUAAUGUGGGUUUCAGCUAUGCGAACCCUGUACAGCGCCUUUCUCCUGAGGGUGAAUGAGUAGCUUGUGUCUGACCCUAGUCACACACAGAGAGAGAGAGAGAGAGAACCCCACCACUUCCCUCAUAACUCUUAUUCUCUAAAAUCGUCUCUCUCCCCCGAAGCCAUAUAGAUCUAAUUUAAUUUGUCACAUGCUUCGUAGACAACAAGUGUAGAAUAACAGUGAAAUGCUUACGUACAGGUAAUUUUUCAACAAGUUUAAUAUAAGAUAAAACAUUUAAUAAAACAUAUAAAUAGUAACAUGAGGAAUAAAUACACAGUGAAUAAUGAAUAACAAUGACAAGUGGGGGGUUUGAACCCCCACCACCCCCCAUAACGAGAGGGCCCGCCAUGCCACCCAGCCUUCCCGGAAUUAGGGUCUAGUUUAACUUUUUUUUUCACCUCUGUCGGCUGGAGAGACGGCGAACCUCUGUCUCGGGCGAGGCAGAAUAGAGCCCCAUUGAAAGGAAAAUGCAAAUGGAGAGUAGUUAGCGGAGGCCUCAACUGAAGCGCCACUCUGCUGCCUCUGGUAAAGCGGCCCUCUGUGCUGUGCCACCCACAGACACGUAGUUAUCACUGUCUCGAUUCAGUGCACAGCUGAUUGAGAAGGUGGGGGGGUCAAGAGUUUUUUUUUUUCUAGGAAGGGGGCAGGGGGUGCCAUGCCAGUACAGCAGCAGGCAGCCACAGUGUUGCCUUUAAGGUACAGUUGAAGUCGGAAGUUUACAUACACUUAGGUUGGAGUCAUUAAAACUCGUUUUCGAACCACUCCACAAAUUUCUUGUUAACAAACUAUAGUUUUGGCAAGUCGGUUAGGACAUCUACUUUGUGCAUGACACAAGUAAUUUUUCCAACAAUUGUUUACAGACAGAUUAUUUCACUUAUAAUUCCCUGUAUCACAAUUCCAGUGGGUCAGAAGUUUACAUGCACUAAGUUGACUGUGCCUUUAAACAGCUUGGUAAAUUCCAGAAAAUGAUGUCAUGGUUUUAGAAGCUUCUGAUAGGCUAAUUGACAUCAUUUGAGUCAAUUGGAGGUGUACCUGUGGAUGUAUUUCAAGGCCUACCUUCAAACUCAGUGCCUCUUUGCUUGACAUCAUGGGAAAAUCAAAAGAAAUCAGCCAAGGCCUCAGAAAAAAAUUUGUAUACCUCAACAAGUCUGGUUCAUCCUUGGGAACAAUUUCCAAACGCCUGAAGGUACCACGUUCAUCUGUACAAACAAUAGUACGCAAGUAUAAACACCAUGGGACCACGUAGCCGUCAUACCGUUCAGGAAGGAGACAUGUUCUGUCUCCUAGAGAUUAACGUACUUUGGUGCGAAAAGUGCAAAUCAAUCCCAGCACAACAGCAAAGGCCCUUGUGAAGAUGCUGGAGGAAACAGGUACAAAAGUAUCUAUAUCCAGAGUAAAAUGAGUCAUAUAUUGACAUAAUCUGAAAGGCCGCUCAGCAAGGAAGAAGCCUCUUCUCCAAAACCGGCAUUAAAAAGCCAGACUACGGUUUGCAACUGCACAUGGGGACAAAGAUCAUACUUUUUGGAGCAAUGUCCUCUGGUCUGAUGAAACAAAAAUAUAACUGUUUGGCCAUAAUGACCAUCGUUAUGUUUGGAGGAAAAGGGGGGAAGCUUGCAAGCCGAAGAACACCAUCCCAACUGUGAUGCACGGGGGUGGCAACAUCAUGCUGUGGGGGUGCUUUGCUGCAGGAGGGACUGGUGCACUUCACAAAAUAGAUGGCAUCAUGAGGAAGGAAAAUUAUGUGGAUAUAUUGAAGCAACAUCUCAAGACAUCAGUCAGGAAGUUAAAGCUUGGUCGCAAAUGGUUCUUCCAAAUGGACAAUGGCCCCAAGCAUACUUCCAAAGUUGUGGCCAAAUGGCUUAAGGACAACAAAGUAAAGGUAUUGGAGUGGCCAUCACAAAGCCCUGACCUCAAUCCUAUAGAAAAUUUGUGGGCAGUACUGAAAAGCGUGUGCGAGCAAGGAGGCCUACAAACCUGACUCAGUUACACCAGCUCUGUCAGGAGGAAUGGGCCAACAUUCACCCAACUUAUUGUGGGAAGCUUGUGGAAGGCUACCUGAAAUGUUUGACCCAAGUUAAACAAUUUAAAAGCAAUGCUACCAAAUACUAAUUGAGUGUAUGUAAACUUCUGACCCACUGGGAUGUGAUGAAAGAAAUAAAAGCUGAAAUAAAUCAUUCUCUUGACUAUUAUUCUGACAUUUCACAUUCUUAAUAAAAUGGUGAUCCUAACUGACCUAAGACAGGGAAUUUUUACUAGGAGUAAAUGUCAGGAAUUGUGAAAAACUGAUUUUAAAUGUAUUUGGCUAAGGUGUAUGUAAACUUCAGACUUCAACUGUACAUGUUUUUCCCUCCUCACCAAGGCCUCGUCGAGGGCAGCAGUGUCAUUCUGUUGCUGGUUUUGGUAAUGUAGCAAAAUGCUAUAGCUACUGCAGGGAUCAUACAGUGUAGUAGUAGUCUCUUCCAGCUGUGGGAAGAGACUAACUAGGCUAGUUUAUUAUUGAGAUUCUUGAGAGAAACGACUUUGGCUCCAUUUGACUACCCCAAUAUGAUGACAAGGGAAAAGUGCCAUGAUUGAAUGACUUGCCAUGAAUCGAUCACAACAUGCAUGUGAAACCCCCAAUUUCUCGGGGUUAAAGACUUUGGAUUCACAUGGACAAUUAAUAGGCGUAAUUAGUUAACCCAUUUAGGCCUGGCCCCUUGGAGGCUAAGUGAGCAUAAUCUUAAUCUGUUCAUGAAAUUAGAGGCAUUCAUCUCCGUCCCCCUGGGAUUAAUCUAAUGUACACUACCGUUCAAAGGUUUGGGGUCACUUAGAAAUGUCCUUGUUUUUGAAAGAAAAGCAAUUUUUUUAGUCCAUUUAAAAUAACAUAAAAUUGAUCAGAAUACAGUGUAGACAUUGUUAAUGUUGUAAAUGGCUGUUGUAGCUGGAAACGGCUGAUUUUUAAUGGAAUAUCUACAUAGGCAUACAGAGGCCCAUUAUCAGCAACCAUCAGUCCUGUGUUCCAAUGGCAUGUUGUGUUUGCUAAUCCAAGUUUAUCAUUUUAAAAGACUAUUUUAUAAUUAGAAAGCCCCUUGCAAUUAUGUUAGCACAGCUGAAAACUGUUGUGCUGAUUUAAAGAAGCAAUAAAACUGGCCUUCUUGAGACUAGUUGAGUAUCUGGACAUCAGCAAUUGUGUGUUCGAUUACAGGCUCAAAAUGGCCAGAAACCAAUAACUUUCUUCUGAACCUCGUCAGUCUAUUCUUGUUCUGAGAAAUGAAGGCUAUUCCAUGCGAGAAAUUGCCAAGAAACUGAAGAUCUCGUACAACGCUGUGUACUACUCCCUUCACAGAACAGCGCAAACUGGCUCUAUCCAGAAUAGAAAGAGGAGUGGGAGGCCCGGGUGCACAACUGAGCAAGAGGACAAAUGCAUUAGUGUGUCUAGUUUGAGAAACAGGCGCCUCACAGGUACUCAACUGGCAGCUUCAUUAAAUAGUACCCCGCAAAACACCAGUCUCAACGUCAACAGUGAAGAGGCGACUCCGGGAUGCUGACCUUCUAGGCAGAGUUGCAACGAAAAAGCCAUAUCUCAGACUGCCCAUCUUAAUCUUUUCUUUUUAUUGGCCAGUCUGAGAUAUGGCUUUUUCUUUGCAACUCUGCCUAGAAGGUCAGCAUCUCGGCGUCGCCUCUUCACUGUUGCUUGGGGUCUAAGUGACCCCAAACCUUUGAACGGUAGUGUACAUGGGCUGUUCAUAGAAACUCAUUUGGGUAGGGAUGGGUAGGGAAGGGCGACCUCUAACUGGGUAGAAAAAGGAUGGUUUAGUCUCCCUAGAGCAAGGAUUUUAAAAGUGGGUGGCAAGAAGGCCUGGUCCUGUGGUUAAGUAUGUAAAAAGGGGCCAGCAUUUAGUAGUAGUAUACUCCCGGCCUCAUUGUCAUUGCUUUUCAAACCCCUAAGAGAUAAUUAUCUUCUUAACCCUAUUAUAUUAUUAGGCCUAGUAUCACAAGUUAGCUAGAUGCAUAGAUCCUUGACUUUGUGCUGUAAUUUUGAAACAGACCCAGCUAGCAGAAGGGAUACGCUGUGUCAUUACAUCUGAACGAUGUAGCGUCUGAAAGGGGUUUAUUUAACGGGGUAAUCAUGUGCCUCAGAUUUCAAAAGCCCCUUUUCAUAAAUGCGUGCUCCGAGGCUCCGUCAGUGUGGGUGGUUAAGACAACGGGGCUUCUCUCUAUUCCCCCCCCCCCCCGGGCAAGAUAACAUCUGACUCGAGCUCUAAUGACAGUCUCUCGCUCAGUGUUUCAUCAUCUGAGACAGGCAGCUUUUUAGCACUGUCAUUGUUACAUGAGGUAUGCUCCGGGGCGCUCUGCUCAGAGAGGGGAGCCAGCCAGAAACGCUUCUCUCGUCAUCUCUUAUCUGCAGAGUCAGUGGCACGACUCCCUCUGAACAGACCGACCCUGCUUGCGUCAUCUCACGUGUCCCUACUGCAUAAGUGUUCUAGCCAGCAUCACUGUGAUGUCGUGAGCCAAUGGGCUGUUAGUUAAUUAGUACCUGACUGAAAAGGACCCUGUGAUUAUCAUUUAAUACCGCUUGUUAAAAUGUACACCGCUCCUUCAAUGCUAAUAAGCAGAAGUAAAGUCAUGUAGGGGGAGAGCAUAUUAACCGCUGUGCUCAACACUUAUGAUUAUAACCCCCAAUGUUUGAUAAAUUCCUAAUGUGUCAAAUGAAACGCUCUCCCCAAGUGGUUUUUAUGGCUGCUUAACUCCUCCCUCAAAUGGUGAGUAACGAUGCUCAAAACUGGCACUGAAUGCGUUGAAUCAAUCACGACACUGGCAGCAAAUUGUCACCAAGAAAGCAUUGUUGUCAUCUGGCUUGUUUCUAACCAAGCAACCCAGGUUUUUCUGUGUUUUUUUUCCUGACCACAUGAAAUAGGCUAUAACUAGGGUCUGGGGUUUGGUCCAGGUGGUCAGAAAAAAAAAAGAAACCCUGGCCUUACUCAAGCAUGUGAUAGAACCGUGACCCCUGACAAUCUAAUGCCCUUCAAGCCAUCCUCACAGUCACAGGGAAGGCAUCCAAAGCUCAGCCUCUGCAGCACCGCAUCCCCAUCACUCUUGCCCUCCCAGCAGUCGCCAUGGAGUCUGUCUGCCCAGAGCGGCGUCAGUGAGAGAGGCUCUGAUUGGUUUUGACACCUCUCAGGCUCUUGGCUGCAAGGUGCAGCGAUAACAUUAUUCUUUGGCUGGGGAUGAAGUGGAGCGGAGGAGGGAUAUCGAUAGCACUAUUAUGCGCCAGUGGAGAAACUGAGCGGGAGUACAGUGCAACACUGGCACGAACCAGCUGGAGAAAUUGAAGGGGGGAGUGCUGCCCUGUGGCACCCCAUCUGACUGGCGACUUGAAUUCCCCCACACUGAUCCAAGACCUCUGUGCCCCUCCACAAGGGAAAAUGACCAUAUCCUGAAAUAUGAGUUAUUUGAAGGAUAGUGCAUGAUUGCAUUCCUUUUAUAUGAGGCCUAUGCUUUAACCACCGAAGCAGAAAAAUAGCUCUGCAUUAGUCCCAUGAUGAUAGAGAACUGUCAGUGUUUGUUUUUAACAGUGUAGACUACUUUGCCCCAGACUUGUCUUAGAGAUUAUUGUAUGAUGGGUUUAGUACUUAUAAUCAUAUUAUAUCUAGCUAUAGCUUUGUUGGGCUCAGCUCGGUCCUAAGUUGGCCUUCUAUGCCUAACUUCAUAUCUAAAAUCAAAUCAAUGCGAAUGCCUGCUCUAAGUUUGAUGCUCCCACUGGUGCUUUUGAAUCACAGUGGGGUAAAAAACAACAAGCACUUUUCAUCAGGUUUCUCAUUUAGUAUCGGGCUGACAACACCCGGCUGAGCAGCGUGAUUACACGUUAUUUGCUUUGCGGACCCCCCGGGGUCCAAUAACCCCUCCUUGAUUAAAGGUCCGCUCACGUUCGUGACCGGAACAAUAAGCUGGAUGUUGAAACGGGGGAACCGUAAAGCGUGGUUCGGAUUUACAACCACCCUUAUAGGAUUGAUGUUGACAUGUGAUGUCAAUAAAAAUAUUCAGUCAUCAAGAAUGUGGUCCAGUUAAUCUUCUCUGGCAUGUUGCCUUGGCUAAAAGCAGGGGCGUCAUGCACCCAUUAUUUUAGAGUGGGCACGAAGUACAUGAGGAUGGAGGGGGGAUGGUCCCCCUUUCGGGAAUUUGGAAACAUCUUUCUCCCUUCCUCAAAAUACCGCUGACAGAUAUUUUUAUAAAUAAUGAUGAUACAACGUGGGCUUAAAAAGUUUAGUAAUUUAUUUAACGUCAGAAUUUCUUUUGGUGCCCCCUAUGGACAUGACACCACUGGCUAGACGGUGGUAUGUUAUACAGAUCCCUUCGGCCUUCAUUGGUGAAUGUUUAGCGGCUCACUCCAAUCCAAAAAUAAUCACAAUCAAAACACGUCAAAGGUCAUCAUUAGGCUCAUCCUAACAUUCACUGCAAACCUUAAAAUAUUGUUGUUUGCAUACUGCAGUAGUAACCACAGUGGAACUAUUUUGGAGGGCAGAGCUAGCUAGGCAGCGUGUGCAUGGAAGUGGCUGGCUGUAUGCUGGUUUGUCAGUGGACUGGUAGGGAGAAUGUCCUAUUUCAGAAUGGACCCGUGACUGGGGAGCUGACGCUCUGCUAAUUAGGUCACUGCGCUCUCACUACUCUGCCCUUACUACCUGGUGGUGUGGAGCUGAGGCAUUUCAACAGCAGGAGAUAGAUACCGGAUGCUUCAGAUGUAUACAGCCAGAUGUUUCACCGGAUGUACAGUGAGGGAAAAAAGUAUUUGAUCACCUGCUGAUUUUGUACGUUUGCCCACUGACACAGAUAUUAUCAGUCUAUAAUUUUAAUGGUAGGUUUAUUUGAACAGUGAGAGACAGAAUAACAACAAAAAAAUCCAGAAAAACGCAUGUCAAAAAUGUUAUAAAUUGAUUUGCAUUUUAAUGAGGGAAAUAAGUAUUUGACCCCUCUGCAAAACGUGACUUAGUACUUGGUGGCAAAACCCUUGUUGGCAAUCACAGAGGUCAGACGUUUCUUGUAGUUGGCCACCAAGUUUGCACACAUCUCAUGAGGGAUUUUGUCUGAGUCCUCUUUGCAGAUCUUCUCCAAGUCAUUAAGGUUUCGAGGCUGACGUUUGGCAACUCGAACCUUCAGCUCCCUCCACAGAUUUUCUAUGGGAUUAAGGUCUGGAGACUGGCUAGGCCACUCCAGGACCUUAAUGUGCUUUUUCUUGAGCCACUCCUUUGUUGCCUUGGCCGUGUGUUUUGGGUCAUUGUCAUGCUGGAAUACCCAUCCAAGACCCAUUUUCAAUGCCCUGGCUGAGGGAAGGAGGUUCUCACCCAAGAUUUUACAGUACAUGGCCCCGUCCAUCGUCCUUUUGAUGCGGUGAAGUUGUCCUGUCCCCUUAGCAGAAAAACACACCCAAAGCGUUUCCAUCUCCAUGUUUGACGGUGGGAAUGGUGUUCUUGGGGUCAUAGGCAGCAUUCCUCCUCCUCCAAACACGGCGAGUUGAGUUGAUGCCAAAGAGCUCCAUUUUGGUCUCAUCUGACCACAACACUUUCACCCAGUUCUCCUCUGAAUCAUUCAGAUGUUCAUUGGCAAACUUCAGACGGGCAUGUAUAUGUUCUUUCUUGAGCAGGGGGACCUUGCGGGCGCUGCAGGAUUUCAGUCCUUCACGGCGUAGUGUGUUACCAAUUGUUUUCUUGGUGACUAUGGUCCCAGCUGCCUUGAGAUCAUUGACAAGAUCCUCCCGUGUAGUUCUGGGCUGAUUCCUCACCGUUCUCAUGAUCAUUGCAACUCCACGAGGUGAGAUCUUGCAUGGAGCCCCAGGCCGAGGGAGAUUGACAGUUAUUUUGUGUUUCUUCCAUUUGCAAAUAAUCGCACCAACUGUUGUCACCUUCUCACCAACCUGCUUGGCGAUGGUCUUGUAGCCCAUUCCAGCCUUGUGUAGGUCUACAAUCUUGUCCCUGACAUCCUUGGAGAGCUCUUUGGUCUUGGCCAUGGUGGAGAGUUUGGAAUCUGAUUGAUUGAUUGCUUCUGUGGACAGGUGUUUUUUAUACAGGUAACAAACUGAGAUUAGGAGCACUCCCUUUAAGAGUGUGCUCCUAAUCUCAGCUCACCUGUAUAAAAGACACCUGGGAGCCAGAAAUCUUUCUGAUUGAGAGGGGGUCAAAUACUUAUUUCCCUCAUUAAAAUGCAAAUCAAUAUUUUUGACGUGCGUUUUUCUGGAUUUUUUUGUGGUCUCUCACUGUUCAAAUAAACCUACCAUUAAAAUUAUAGACUGCUCAUUUCUUUGUCAGUGGGAAAACGUACAAAAUCAGCAGGGGAUCAAAUACUUUUUUCCCUCACUGUACAUCCGGUGAAACAUCUGGCUCCUUGUUCUAUCUGUGGCGUCGUUAUCUUGCUAACAGACGUUGAAGCCAAGCCACACAUUGUACGGUUUUAAAGAUCCUUUAUUGAAGCAGCUAGCUAACGAGCGCAAACCUCUGAGCUAGCUACGCACAGCCCCGCCCGGCCGCUGAGGCCAAUAUGCACCAAACUCCCCAUCACUUGAUAUUUUAUAUUUAUUAGGAUCCCCCAUUAGUCGCUGCAAAAGCAUCAGCUGUGAAUAUCAAUGUUGCCCCUCAGUAUUCAAUGUAUUGAAGACUGUCUGCAUAUACCUAACCUCUGACCUGUCUUUAGGGUUUAUUCAUAAUCUACUGCUUUAGUUUAGCUGCGCUCCUCUCGGUUUCCUUUAGGCAGGUUCUGUAUUUCUGUAGUGACAACCCGAUCAGGGUCUUUAACUUGUGUUAAUGUAUUUUUUUUAAUUGUAUUUUUUCAGGGCCGAUGCACACGAGAGAACUGCAAAUACCUCCACCCACCGGCCCACCUGAAGACCCAGCUGGAGAUCAACGGCCGCAACAACCUCAUACAACAGAAGACAGCAGCAGCCAUGUUGGCUCAACAGAUGCCAUUCAUGUUCCCUGGCACGACCAUGCAGCCUACCAUGGUGAGUAACGGACUACUAGGCGACUAGCAGACUUCCUUGGCUCAGCGGGGAUGGUGAAAGUAAAGUGCAAUGUGUCCAAUUGUUUAUUUCUCUCUCUCUCUACCUCUCUCUCUACCUCUCCCCUUUCGGUGUCUCUCCCUUUCUCUCUUCCUCCAUCCAACCCCUUCUCUCUCUGCCUUUCUCUCUCCCCCUGCUGUCUCUCUCUCUCCCCCUGCUGUCUCUCUCUCUCCCCCUGCUGUCUCUCUCUCUCCCCCUGCUGUCUCUCUCUCACCUCUUUAACAUUUCUAUCCCUCUCUGUCUCCCUUCUUCCCCCCACCUCGCCCCCUAUUCCUCGGUAGCAGUCGUUUCCUAUUAGCCAGGGCCUGGGCUCCAACCCAGGGCUGAGCUACGCUCCCUACCUGACCCACAUGACCCACAGCAUGGGCAUGAUGCCCACUGAGAUGCUCCAGCCCAGCACCCAGAGCAUCAUUGUCCCCGGCAGCCCUCCCUGCUCCAUGCAGAGCUCCUCCUCCAACCAGAAGCUGCUACGCACGGACAAGCUGGAGGUACACCACCACUAACCAAUAAGAAUACCAGAAGUCGUAGUAUAUCGUAGUAUAUUAGCAGUUAGGAGACAUCAUAAACUAACCAAUUACAAUACCAGGAGUUAGGAGAGCCGGCCUCUGGGCAUCACAAAGUAACCAGUCACAAUAAGAGGAAUCAAGAGUUUGCAUUACGAGGAGUUGGGAAAGCCAGCCUCUCCAUGGACAUCACAAACUAACCAAUCACAAUUAUUCUCUUAUGACACCAUCCUUACACACCUAGGUUGAGGUAAAGUUACCCCUUAUCACAGAUCUUAUUUUACCUAGUCCUAACCUCACCAAUCAGAGAUAUAAAUCAUAUAUUUUACAUACUCCCUUUCCACACCUUUCACACCUUUACUUUGAAAGAAUACCUAACUUUAAGAACUUGUGCGCUGGCCAACAGAAUUCUAUACCUCACCGUUGAUUACAUCUACUUAAGAUAGAUGAGGUUAUUUCAAUGGGGGUUUUGUUUAUACCACAACAAAGCAGCUAGACCGUUUUGUGUUAAUGAAAACAAAGAAUAGCCUUGGAAGGAUGGUAAGCACAGACAGACCUGGGAGUGUAGGUGUGUUGUGUGUUUUUCUCAAAGUACCGUCACUUAGCAACAGAGCGAUGUGGUUGCUAAUGAGAGGCCGUGUUCCACUGAGGAAUGGAGACACUCCCACACUAAGUGAGACUGUUUACCGCCUUCUGCGCGUGUGUGUGGAGGGUGUGUGUGUGUUCUCUCCAUGCUUUGUGUGUGUAUCUGUCUUUGCGUGUGUGUUUGUUUCAGUGUGUGUUUGCGUGCACGUAUGCGUACGUGUUCUCCCCACGCUUAGUGAGUGUGCGGUGUUAUGUUUUACAUCCCAGGCUGUGAGUGAAGCCCCCUGUGAUUGACUACGCCCAGGCUCUGAAUAGAUAAACACCUCAGUCUGUACAUUUUUCAGUCCAUAGUUAUAAACAUAAUGAUAAGUUGUUGAUAUGUUAUUGGUAUGUGUUAUUAUGUUGUAUGAGAUAUGUGGAUUAUACUUGAGAAUAGUGUUAGAAGUAAGCUAAUAUUGUUGUGUGUGUGUGACUGUGCGUGUGUCUGUCCAUGUACGUGUGCAUGUCUGUUUGUCCGUGUGCACCCCACCCUCCUUCACAGGUGUGCCGGGAGUUCCAGCGGGGCAACUGCGCGCGUGGCGAGACGGACUGCCGCUUCGCUCACCCCAGCGACAGCCCUAUGAUUGACACCAGCGACAACACGGUGACCGUGUGCAUGGACUACAUCAAGUCACGCUGCUCCAGGGAGAAGUGCAAGUACUUCCACCCUCCGGCCCACCUGCAGGCCAAGAUCAAGGCUGCGCAGCACCAGGCCAACCAGACGGCUGUGGCCGUGCAAGCCGCUGCCAUGGUGAGACCCUCCACUGCCCUCACAGCCUCUAGUGUAGAGUUAGUAGUACCUCACAGCACACACAAAUCUGUUGUAAAAAUCUGCUAACUUUUCCAAAUUCCCUGUUUUUCCAGAAAUCCUGGUUGAAAUAUUCCUGAAAUCAGGAGGGAAUCCAGGAAUCCUUGAACCGUGAUUUCUGGAAAACCUGGGACUUUUGGGAAAAUUAGAAGACUUUUGUAGCCCCAGCAAUGUUAGACAGCACACCUGACAAAGGGUCAGAUCAUGUGGAAAUACACUCUAUAUUUGCAUAUUAUUUCUAAUGUUUAUAAUAUGUAAUCCACUAUAGACGACUAGUUUGGUAAAGUGUACACACUUAAAUCUUAAAUAUUCUACUUUACACAUCUAAAAAAGAACACAAGGACAUAAAAUGUGGAGCACUGCUUUAUUAUUCCAUACAGUUGAUAUACCACCUUCCUAGAAUACUAUUAUGGACGCUUCUACACAAUUCACGGAAAUGUGACCACUGAACCCAUACUCAGGACAUUGUAAGGCUCUAUAGUUUUCAGGCUUUAGAAAAGGUAAAGCGACUGUAUAACACGACCACAACAGUCUAAGGCUGCGUCCCAAAUGGCAACCUAUUCCCUACAUAGUGCACUACUUUUGACCAGAGCCCUCUGUUCAAAAGUAGUGCACUAAAUAGGGAAUAGGGUACCAUUUGGGACGCUGUCUAUUAUUAGCUUCAGGCUAGGAGCUCUUUUAUUCCAAUGCCCUUGAUCAUACAUACAAAGACAAUGACCCGCCCUCCUCUCAAUGAUAAGUGUAGCUCUCUGAAGAUCAGUACAAAUUGAAUCAAGAGACGGAUGACAAAGCGAGGCUAAACUGACAUUACGGCUCUGGUUGGUCAUUGGUCCACUCCCUCAUUAUUGGACCCUUCGCUGAGGCAGGCAAGGAGACGGGCAGGCAGGCAAGGAGACGGGCAGGCAGGCAAGGAGACGGCAGGCAGGCAGGAGCAGGCAGGAGCAGGUUUUGGCAGUAGUACUUUCACUUGGCUGUGACCCUCCCUCCCCACUCUAUACUCCGUGUCCACAUUGGUCCGAGUCAGUGGCUGUUGAAUGGGCGAACUUGGCUCUGUCUUGCUCGCUGCCACUCACAUUGUGCCGUCACUGCUCUCGCGCUGCUGUCUGAUUCCAUGGCAUCGUCCGGCAUGCUUUUCAUCUCAUCAGCUUGCUCCUCCAUCGCUGCUUGCUCUCUAAAACCCCAACCGCACCUCCACUGACACUGGGUGAAAAUAUGACUCGAGUACAGUUAAGGUUUAAAAGGAAAAGGACAAAAACAAUAGGAAAACACACGUCAUCCAGUGUUGAAGACAUGAUUAUGAGUUUAUGACAACUUGCGCUCUGUUUCCUUAAGCUGGUGUGACCUGUGAUAAGAUAUUAGGGCGACAGGGUUAAUGGUUUACCGGAGGACAGAGAGCUUUUUAGUCAGCUCUAUGGGAGCAUUUCCCCACUGCAAUUCUCUCAAAAUGUACCAUGUACUAUAAAGCCAUUACAAUGUAUUGGCACAAGGUACAGUAAGUUAAAUACUGUUUUAGUUUUUUUUAAAGGAGAACUUACAUAUAUUUAUAAAUGUUAUGACAGGAUAGGAGCAAGAACCGAAAUCCCUGCCGCAGGGGGAAGCAUAUGGUUCCGGAAACUCGACCAGACUCUUGUCCUAAGUUAGAUACAGUUACGGGCGCUGAAAAGUUGGACCACAGUACAGUUUUUUGUGACAAACUAUCUAAAGGAGCCCAAGUGCCAUGUUGCUCAUGCAUUGUGUAACUUUUUAGUGCCCGCAACUGUACCAACAAUAAAUGUAUCAUGAGCUUACAUUCCCCAAAGAUUUGGUCAUCUGGAAAUAUGCCCCAGACAGAACCAAGUUUAUAGUACAUAAGAUUAUAAACAACGGGUACAGGUGGUUAGAUCCUGGUAUGUGUGGAGUUUUAGGAUAUACAGUUGAAGUCUACAUACACCUUAACCAAAAACAUUUAAACUCAGUUUUUCACAAUUCCUGACAUUUAAUCCUAGUAAAAAUUCCCUGUUUUAGGUCAGUUAGGAUCACCACUUCAUUUUAAGAAUGUGAAAUGUCAGAAUAAUAGUCGAGAGAAUGAUUUAUUUCAGCUUUUAUUUAUUUCAUCACAUUCCCAGUGGGUCAGAAGUUUACAUACACUCAAUUAGUAUUUGGUAGCAUUGCCUUUAAAUUGUUUUACUUGGGUCAAAUCGGGUAUUCUUCCACAAGCUUCCCACAAUAAGUUGGGUGAAUUUUGGCCCAUUCCUCCUGACAGAGCUGGUGUAACUGAGUCAGGUUUGUAGGCCUCCUUGCUCACACAUGCUUUUUCAGUUCUGCCCACAACUUUUCUAUAGGAUUGAGGUCAGGGCUUUGUGAUGGCCACUCCAAUAUCUUGAAUUUGUUGUCCUUAAGCCAUUUUGCUUGAGGUCAUUGUCUAUUUGGAAGACCCAUUUGCGACCAAGCUUUAACUUCCUGACUGAUGUCUUGAGAUGUUGCUUCAAUAUAUCCACAUAAUUUUCCUUCCUCAUGAUGCCAUCUAUUUUGUGAAGUGCACCAGUCCCUCCUGCAGCAAAGCACCCCCACAGCAUGAUGCUGCCACCCCCGUGCUUCACGGUUGGGAUUGUGUUCUUCGGCUUGCAAGCUGCCCCCCUUUUCCUCCAAACAUAACGAUGGUCAUGAUGGCCAAACAGUUAUAUUUUUGUUUAAUCAGACCAGAGGACAUUUCUCCAAAAGGUAUGAUCUUUGUCCCCAUGUGCAGUUGCAAACCGUAGUCUGGCUUUUUUGGGCGGUUUUGGAGCAGUGGCUUCUUCCUUGCUGAGCGGCCUUUCGGGUUAUGUCGAUAUAGGACUCGUUUUACUGUAGAUAUAGAUACUUUUGUACCUGUUUCUUCCAGCAUCUUCACAAGGUGCUUUUGCUGUUAUUCUGGGAUUGAUUUGUACUUUUCGCACCAAAGUACGUUCAUCUCAAGGAGACAGAACACGACUCCUUCCUGAGCGGUAUGACGGCUGCAUGGUCCCAUGGUGUUUAUACUUGCGUAUAUUGUUUGUACAGAUGAAUGUGGUACCUUCAGGCGUUUGAAAAUUGCUCCCAAGGAUGAACCAGACUUGUGGAGGUCUUCACAUUUUUUUUCUGAGGUCUUGGCUGAUUUAUUUUGAUUUUCCCAUGAUGUCAAGCAAAGAGGCACUGAGUUUGAAGGCAGGCCUUGAAAUACAUCCACAGGUACACCUCCAAUUGACUCAAAUGAUGUCAAUUAGCCUAUCAGAAGCUUCUAAAGCCAUGACAUAAUUUUCUGGAAUUUUCCAAGCUGUUUAAAGGCACAGUCAACUUAGUGUAUGUCAACUUCUGACCCACUGGAAUUGUGAUUCAGUGAAUUAUAAGUGAAAUUAUCUGUCUGUAAACAAUUGUUGGAAAAAUUACUUGUCAUGCACAAAGUAGAUGUCCUAACCGACUUGUCAAAACUAUAGUUUGUUAACAAGAAAUUUGUGGAGUGGUUGAAAAACGAGUUUUAAUGACUCCAACCAAAGUGUAUGUAAACUUCCGACUUCAACUGUACAGUUACACUGAGGUGUAAUUUGAUUUCAUUUUGCUCCAUCGUGUCGCAAGUUGAAUGGUGUCAUCUUUGCUUGCCCCCCCCCCCCCCCCCCCCCUUGAUUAAAACAGAAUAUUUCUACCCCCUCCUCCAUUCGCUUCCAUUAACCAUAACAUUUCAGUCUGAAUCUAACACUGAAUCUGAGGUGUAUUCAUUUGGAAUGAACGAUAACACUUUAUAAAAUACCUAGUACCUUUAUAAAAGGUACCUUAAUGUAAAGUGUUACCGAAUAAACGUAGUAUUAUCCUACACGUAAAGCAAAGGCUUGUGCAUGGCCUAGUAAUCAUAAGUGCCUUGGUUGUCCCAUCAAUGUUUGCUGUUUCCUUUGUGCAAUGUCAUCGAUUGGUUUCAUUCAGAAGGCUUGCUAACAAACUCUUUUCAAACGUCAUUUAAAAAAAUCUUCUUUGAAUGUUAUUUCGUUGAGCAAAUAUCAAUUUUUUUGCUGUAGAAUCCAAGAGGAAAUGUAGAAAACUUUUCGAAUAACUAAUAUUGUUACAAUUCACAUUUUGACUUUCACCUCUCCAAAGUUGCCCAUUAACCACACACUAACAAGUUACACAUUUGGGUUCACUCAUGUAUUAGUGCAGUUAUGGAAAGAAAACCAAUAGUUUUGCUUUUACCACCUAAAUCAGAAUGUUUUAUCCCAUGACAGAAAUGGAUGUGACCGUCUGCCAAAACAUUCUCCUGUCUACCAUUGUCUGCCAUAGGGCAUCUUCUAUGAAAGCAUUGGUCAUAAUGGUCUCCAUAAAAUGUGCGUUGGUUCCAAAUUGCACUGCUUUUAUUGUAAAAGCUAAUCAUUCCAAUCAACAAGACCUGUGGUCCUUCAUUGUCCAAUCAAAAAUACUUUUGAUCCUCCAUUGUCCAUUGAUCAUAAACUCUCACUUGCUGAGAACAUCUAGUCCCUAUUAGCCCAUUCCCUUAGCCCCUUGUCUUGUUUUUGUUUUCUCAGAUCUAAAAGGACUGGAUAAGUUUUAAGUGAUGGUUCCAUCCUAGCCCUCUAAUAUGUUUCCUAUUGCUUUCACCUAUCCAGUCCUUUCAGCUCUUUGAACACAAUAGUAAGGGCUAGAGCAAAGAACUAGUGUUUUUCUGUGAGAAAUGUAUGUUGCCCUCACAGCCUAUUCUGUCAUGGUGGCCAGUCACACCAAAGCACCAACAAAGACAACAAUAUUCCAUACAGCAGAUAGUGUACAAGUGUGUAUACAGAAGAGGCCGAAUCCUACCUUUUUAGAUCUGCGAACAUAACUCAAACGUUCACGUAAAUCACAAUGUCAAAUUUAUGCGAAAUGUUGACUUGUGCGCACAGAUCUCAAGUUACGAUUCGGCCCAACUGAAUGUCAAUUGUGUUUAUAUCAAUAAUACCCCAAGAUAUUUUGAUACAUUGAUUGAUUAGAUAACUGAUUUACUUGUAAAGAAGUAGCUAGCUUUACAGAACGAAUAACUGCUAUGCAAAUAGUUUGUUUACUUCAUAAGUACAUUUGAAAAUCUUUGUAUGUCUUUAGCUUUUUAACUGUAGGUAUAGUAGAUGUUUUUUUGCUUUCGUACUAAUUCAGAUCUUAAGCAAUAUGUUUCUUUAAACAAACAACAACAAACUAUUUUUUGUUUAUGUGCAUGCCUAUUGUUUUGUACGUGGUAUACUGCAUUCAGAUUAUUUUGUUUUGUUUUUCCUUCUCACCUAUCCACAAUGCAAUGCUGUCCCCCAUGACGCACCUCUGCUUGCUGUUACCUGUAUGUUAAUACGCUUGACUCCCAUUGGCCCACUGACAUCAUGUGCUCGCUGCCUGCUAUUUAAAGACUCAGUCGACUGCCAAAGCAAUGAAGCGACCCCUCGAGGCAACUGUAGAACUGGUACUUUGACCUUUCACCUUUUGCUUUGCAUGUAGCUUCUUUAAUGUACUGUAGCAACUCACAAUAAUUUUAAUUUGGCUUUUUGCUUUUUUAAACACCCAAAUAUUUGUAUUAUGCAAUUAAUAUCCACCAAUAUGAUUCUUGUAGUUAUUCUUUUAGUAUGAUUUAUAUUGAUUGAUCGUAUAACAACAAUGAUAAUGUUAAUUCCCAAGUAUCACUUUGUGUUUGUUACUGUGCUGUAAAUUAUUAUUUUAUAAGUGCCUUGCUAGAUAUCGUGUGUAGUUCCUUCAUUGUCCCCAUGUGGUUAUUUAAACCUAAGUUGCCAUUGUGACUUUUUUGUCGUAACUCUGUCGUAACUUUGUGCUGUUUUGUAGCUAGUAGCCACAAAAGACCCAGAGCAGCAGUGUGAUUUCUUGUGUUAUAGAAUCGAGAAUAGUCAUGUGAAUGUAGUCAUUUUUGAGGCCUCCGCCUCAUAUCUAACGUCUCCUCGUCCCUCCCGUACAGGCGUUCCCCCACGGUUGCCUGCAGCCCCUACCAAAGAGACCAGCACUUGAGAAGAGCAACGGGGCCAGCUCGCUCUUUCACCCCAGUAUGUUGCACUACCAGCAGGCCUUGGCCAACGCACAGCUGCAGCAGCAGACAGCUUUCUGUGGCUUUCCCACAGGUAGGGGGUACACCCGCCUGCCCUGCAACACACACACACACAGAUGCACAUGUUCAUACACAUGCACACAGACACACAUGUAGCAUGUAGACACACACACACACACACCCCUAUACACAUUUAUGUACACACACACACGUUUGUACACACUCUUGUACACAGAUACACAGACAUGUAGCAUGUAGACACACGCUGGAUAGAGCUUCCCUAACUUUCCGUUUCCCCAUAAAAGCAUCAAAGUGCAAAGUUCAAGUAUAAAACCCUUAAAAGGUUUCACCAGGUGAGCUAGUGAGGAAAUAGGAUAUCCCCCAUAUCUUCUCCUAAAGUUUGAGGCCAGUCUCUCUUUAAACCAACAGGAGUGAUCAACCGCUUUUCCUCAAGUGGAAAUCAAGUUGAUAUGGGCAUUGUUCAAAGCUAGUGCAGUGCACUAUAUAGGGAAUAGGGUGUCAUUUGGGACACAGCAACGGUAUGCUCGCCUAUCAUAUAAAUGUGUAAUUGCAGCCAGGUGCCAGGACAAGGUAAAGGCAUGGAUAUCCUUUGAUCACAGCGGUAAAACUAUUUUGUGGCUGAUGAUAGGAUAUAUUACUGUAUGAAUAUAGUAGACCAGGCAUUUUAACGCCUACUUAUAAAACGGCAGACUUCCAGUCUGUGCGCUUAUCUUGCGCUAAUGCUAGUUAACAUUGGCUCGCAAAACAACUUCUAACUUCCUUCAUACUGGACGCAGAGACAUACAAAUGGUAUCCACGAGUUCAUCUGACUCUGGGGAAGUAGAUAAAUGUGGAUGAGACUACCUUCCCUAACCCCCUAUCCCUCCCUACCUACUCCCUUCUUUAGUGUUAUCAUCCUCCAUGGCCUCUACACCCUUCCUCUCCUUCCACUUUAUUUCCCAGUGUAGGAAGCUUGUUCAGAAUGGUGUGUUCACACCAGACCUAGGUUCCAUUAAUAUAAUUUUCCCUUCGAAUACUCAAACUGUGCUUUAUUGAGCUCGCCUAGCACUUUCGGAACCAUAAGUGCAACCCUGUCCAUCUGGCACUCCAGACAGGCCCAAUCCAACGCAUAAAGUAAUUUGAAAGAAGACAUUCUAUUUGAACCCAGGUCUGAUUCGUUCUCACUGCAUGGUCCAAGCAUCCAGCCCUUAACCUUAUCUAGCCUGAUCCCAGAUAUGUGUGUGCUGUCUUGCCAGCUCCUACUGCCAUUGUCACGCCAUGUGUCUGCUGUGACAGAGAUCAUAGGAGUUGGCAAGAUAGGACACACCGAUCUGAGGCUAAUAAACCUCCUCUGACACCGAAAAAGGCUCAUUUGUAGUAUGUGUGACCUUACCUUCCCACCCCCUCCAGAACAGUUAAUAUUUUUGCAUGCUUUAUUGUACUGUAUAUCAAAUUGAGCUCUGACUGAGAAUGUUUAGCCCCAGACCAGACAUAGUGUAUGGCAUAAGACUACAAGUGGAACCAAACUGCACAGUGCAAUCAUACCAAUUGCAGGCUUGUGAAAUUUGUUUAAAGGCAUGUUGUUUAUAUAGCUUGCUUCCAAAAUCUGUAGCCUGGUCCCAGAUCUGUUUGUGCUUUCUUGCCGACUCCUAUGGUCAAUGUCAUGCCAUACAGCACAAACCGAUUUGGGACCAGGCAACCACCAAAAUCUGUCUCUCUUCUCUCUUAACAUGUUUUUCUCCUCCCCUUAUUAACCCUCUGUUCACUCUCCUCCACUGCAUGAUCACACAGGGUCAGUCUUGUGCAUGACUCCUGCUAGCAGCCUUGGUAGGUUCCUUCCUUUCCCUUUUUCAUUCUCUCACAUAUGCUUUUAAAGGUAUAGGGUGAAGUUGCCCCUAGACUCUGAUCUUGGGUCAGUUUUGAAUUUUCCCCACUAAUGUUUAAGGUUAGGAUUGGGGGAGGAGAAGCUGAUCCUAGAUCUGUACCUAGGGGAAACUUCACCAUGGAGCCUCUUUAAAUUGGGGGGAGAGCGGGAGCAGGCCAUAGGCCGGGAGAUGUCAGCGCUUACAGGUGACACAAAGGUCCUGGAUGUUGUGACACAGUGAGAGGCACUGUUGUAGAACAUUGGGCUAGAGUGCAUGACUGUUUUUUACUGAAAUGCUCCACAAAGUGAUGCAAAGUCCUACACGUCAAUUUGAGCUCACCUGUAAGAGAUUAUUCUCAAUUAGGAUUUAAUAUAUUUUGUUACUUAGCUACUUACUGUCUUAUACCCUAAUUAUGAAAUGUGAAGUGUUAUUCUUAUCAUUAUCAGUAUUACUAUUAUUUAAAAAAGUAAUUCGAAAUGAAUUGGUUGUUGAAAAGUUUUUGCUGUUCUGAUUAGGAAAUGUAAUCAGUUUCCCAGAGAAAAAAGAAAGAAGGUGAACACAAUUGGUAGAAAAGCUCUCGAUCUUGAGGGGGCUUUAAUUGUUUUCUAGUUAAUCUCAAUCUUAUAAUACCACUCAUUAUAUCUCACUCAGUCCUCUCUGGGAACAACUGAUUGUCGGGCCAAAUUUCCUUACUUGUGAUUAUAAUCAGCUUUUUCUUCUCUUUCUUUUCUCCCAUGCUUUCUCUCGCUUUUGCAUUGUGAUGCGCACGCCUUCUGCUGGGCUAACCUAACGAUGGCUCGCCCCUCUCUGUAAUAUGCAUCAUGCCCAAAAACAACAACCAAACAAUCAACACCCGUUGCCAUGGUUACUACACUGCCUCCACUGCCUAACUGUUCAUUGCUUCCAUGGUCCCCCCCCCCCCUUCCGAAAAAGUACCCAUGAUGUACAGUGCUACGCCUGCUACUAUCUCUGCAGCAACAACUCCUGCCACAAGUGUCCCCUACGCAGCAGCAGCGCCAGCCAAUCAGGUUUGCUCAUUU